AAAUGCGCUUUAAAUGCUUAAAACUAAUAUUUUGGGUUAUGUCGGUCUGGGCUUGCUGACACUUAUCGCCGUAGUCGCGGCGCAACACGAGCCACACUGGUGGGCUGAGCGAAAUACCAUUGUACAUCUCUUCGAAUGGAAGUGGACGGAUAUAGCCAGAGAGUGUGAGCGCUUUUUAGCGCCGCGCGGUUAUGCCGGCGUACAGGUCUCACCCGUCGCUGAGAAUGUAGUGGUCGCUGGACGGCCGUGGUGGGAGCGUUAUCAGCCGGUCUCGUACAAACUGAUUACACGUUCCGGCAAUGAGACCGAGUUCGCCGAUAUGGUGCGCAGAUGUAACGCUGUUGGCGUGCGUAUUUACGUCGAUGUGCUGCUCAAUCAUAUGGCUGCCUCGUAUGAUGGUGUCGUCUCUGGUACGGGCGGCUCGAUUGCCUAUCCAAAUGCGAAGUACUUUCCCGCCGUGCCUUAUACAGAGCAGGAUUUUCAUUCGACCUGUGAUAUACAGGAUUGGAAUGACCGUUUUCAAGUGCAAAAUUGUGAGUUGGUGUGCCUGAAAGAUUUGGAUCAGACUAGUGACCGUGUACGUGCAAAACUGCUAGGGUUUCUGAAUCACCUCAUUGAGUUAGGUGCGGCGGGGUUCCGUGUAGAUGCUGCCAAGCAUGUGCCGGCGAAAGAUUUGAAGCUAAUUUAUGAGAGCAUGCAUGAUCUGAACAUCGCGCAUGGUUUCGCGCGCAAUACGCGUCCUUUCGUCUAUCAAGAAGUCGUCGAUUAUGGUUUCGAACAGAUCAGCAAAUACGAGUAUAGUCCGCUGGGCGCUGUGACAGAGUUUCGUUUCUCGGAGGAAAUAGGUGGUGCGUUUCGUGGUUAUAAUCAAMUUAAGUGGCUGCGUAAUUGGGGUCCUGAGUGGAGCUUCUUACCCUCUGAGCACGCUUUCGUCUUUGUCGAUAAUCACGAUAAUCAGCGCGAAGGUAACAAUGUGCUCACAUAUAAAAAUGCCAAACAAUACAAAAUGGCCAACGCUUUUGCCUUAGCCUACCCCUACGGCAUAAUGCGCGUGAUGAGCUCUUUUGAUUUCCAAGAUCAUGAUCAGGCACCACCAGCCGAUGAAAAUGAACAAAUACUCUCACCAGAGUUCGACGGUUUUAUCGCCUUCAAUGGUAACAGCUGGGAUCUGAAGGAGCGUUUACAUACUUGUCUGCCUGCGGGUGUUUACUGUGAUGUGAUCUCUGGUGCGCUGUUGAAUGGAAAAUGUACGAGUAAAACGGUGGUUGUGGAUGACUGGGGAUACGCCGACAUUGAUUUGGGUGCAAAUGAGUUCGAUGGCGUAUUGGCCAUACAUCUAAAUGCCAAGUUAGAAGAACGCAAAGAGCGUAAGGCAGAAAAAAUGGAACGAAUGCUGAUAAUGGAGAUUUAUUCCGAGUGUCAUGUGUACUAUGUAUUGCAAAAUCAGUUGCCGUUUAUACAGUUAAGUGAAACUGAAACCAUAUUUGCGAAAAAGAAAGAAAAAGUUUUGAAUAUUGACUCUCCAACUGCGGAGAAAAAGAUUAUUUUUAAUACGCCAAAUAGUAGUAAUAAAGUAGCAUAUAUUUUAGAUAAUUUAAGUAUGCCGUAUUAUUUAUAGUGUGACUUCUUGUUCCUAGCGCUGCGCCGAUUGUUUUUUGCCCGASAUUGUCGUAAGGAAAACACAAGUGUUCAUUUACUGCCAUAAGACUCAAAUGAGUUUUUUAAAGUUACAUCGCAAAUACUACCAGUCUCUUUGAAUCACGUGUAUAGUUUAGUUAGUAAUAUAGUGAGAUGAGAGCAUGCCCGUCGAUUCGAACAUAAGUGUGAUCUGACCAAUCGACGAAAAAAGAGACUCCACAAUCUGCACUAAUUGCCGGGGGACAAGCCACCUUAAUAUCGCAUAUAAGGAAUUAUCGAGCGUAGUGUGUGAAAUAUCGAAGCCCACCGUCAACAAACUGAUUGGACCUUAUUAGUGUGACUUUAGACCUACAGUUGCCAGAUAUUCACCAUGCGCCAAAUCUUGGAAAAACCCCGUCAAGGCAAGAUUGAAAUACAACACCUCCUCGCCGAUUUUAAAGACAUCUUCGACAGCACGAAAAAUCACUUUCUUAUGUCGCUAUUUCGGAACUUGGUAUUCCUUCAAAGAAGAUACGGCUAUAUAACCAUAUCAAUUCCC
This is a messenger RNA of Bactrocera latifrons, 2176 nucleotides long. Its product is annotated as alpha-amylase-related protein-like. Gene Ontology annotation, molecular function: cation binding; alpha-amylase activity. Lineage: Eukaryota; Metazoa; Arthropoda; Insecta; Diptera; Tephritidae. The record is from RefSeq and is a predicted model, not a curated record. Gene Ontology annotation, biological process: carbohydrate metabolic process.